GCACGUAUAAGAGGGCGUGGCCAGGGCAAGCAUUGAGGCUGGCUAUAAGUAGGAAGCUAGGGAGUAAUGUUUGUCAUACGCCGGUUCCUGCCUCAGCUGUCGUCACAAGGUAGAAGUGUAGUUACUGACACAAUGAGUGCAGGUGUGAUUUCAUAUGAUGAACUGCAGAGACUGAAGGGGAGCGGAAAGGGUCAGAUAUUUGAUGUUCGGUCACCAGAUGAGGUGGAAAAGGGCAAAAUUCCAAAUUCUGUAAAUAUUCCAGUAAAUGAUUUUGAAAAUGCAUUAAAACUGGAUCCUGAGACAUUUAAAAACACGUAUGGUGUGAACAAACCUAGCUUACAAGAUGAGGACUUUGUUGUCCAUUGUCAGAUGGGAAGAAGGGGAGCCCGGGCAGCUGAUAUUGCUGCAGCAAUAGGAUAUAAACAUGUACGAAAUUAUGCCGGUGGCUUCAAGGAAUGGUCUGAGAAGGGAGGAAACUGAUGGAACAUGACUGUUAUUUACUACAAGUACCUCAGAAAAGUGACUGCUAUUUUUUUAAGAAUGCCCUGAAUUAAAAUUCUGCCAUCAAGGGAUUGUCUGUCAUUGUAUUAUUAUUUUAAUGUAUUUUAUCAAUAAAGUGACCUCAGUACAA
Messenger RNA from Bombina bombina (fire-bellied toad), 631 nucleotides. RefSeq names its product thiosulfate sulfurtransferase like domain containing 1 (gene TSTD1). Bases 67 to 480 code for a protein of 137 amino acids. The record is from RefSeq and is a predicted model, not a curated record. Gene Ontology annotation, cellular component: mitochondrion. Gene Ontology annotation, molecular function: thiosulfate-cyanide sulfurtransferase activity. The transcript has 4 exons. Lineage: Eukaryota; Metazoa; Chordata; Amphibia; Anura; Bombinatoridae.